AUGGACAAGGUUCCACCAGGUUACUGGAAAACAUUAUUAGAAUUAUCAACUUCUGUUGCCGAUACUGCGGAACAUCCGGAGAACAGCACUCCUUCUACGAGUGGAGUAACAGCACCAGUAGAUCAGAAUAACCAAGCAUGGCUAGAAGAAGUUAUGGCAGAUCUGGUGAAGAAAACAGAUCCUUCUAAGCAACUAAGCAUUUGCCUAGACACACUGGAAACUUUUCAAAAAAUUCAGAACGUCACAGAUGAGGUUGUAGAUAGGAUUGAGGAAGUGGCGAAUGCUCUGAUAGAUCUACUAUCUUUCGCUGAUUUGACUCGUCAAUUUGCUGAUGAGAAAGGAUUUGAGUUGGUUACUCAUUUCAUGAAGCCAUCAUAUCCUGAAAAAGUCCAAAUCUUAUUCGGUGAUGCUAUUCUUACAUUGGCUGAUAACAAUCCACUAGCGCAAGAGGCUAUCUCUAAUUUUGGUUUACUCGAAGCAGUGAUGGAAGCUGUACUUGAAACUUCUAGGGAUAAAGCUGUUCGUCUUAAACUGCUCGGAAUUAUUUGUGCUUCUGUUGGCUCACAUCCACCUUCCUAUCAACGAUUCUUGGAUUUCGGAGGAAAAGAAAUGCUGACCACUCUCUACAAGGAUGAAGACAUUGAUGUUGCCUUGAAAGCUGCUAGAAUUACUUGUACUAUCGCCUUCACUUAUUCCGAUAACAAGGAGUUGGUUGACAGUAUAUACGAUCAGAUUUGUGAUGGAUAUAUCACCAGUUUAACCCGCGCACCUGAUAAAGGAAUUAAUGAGAUUAAAUACAUGAAUAGUUUCCUUCGUAGCGCAAACAUGAAGGCGUACGAGUUUCCCGAAAUUAUCAGGGAGAGUGUAGAAGCGGACAAAGACAUUGAAAAAGAUGAAAAUACUGAAGAUCAAGAUGAAGAAGUAUGCAACGUUUCGAGUGCUCUGGAAGCUCUAUAG
Messenger RNA from Auanema sp. JU1783, 957 nucleotides. Lineage: Eukaryota; Metazoa; Nematoda; Chromadorea; Rhabditida; Rhabditidae. The record is from the annotation of a GenBank genome assembly.